AUGUCGAUAUCACAAGAACUUCUAUUCGUGACAAACUACACAUCCUCAAAUGACGAAGUCGGAAGUGUUGAUGUACCAAAGUUGAAUGUCUACACCCCAACGCCACAAGUCAUCUUCUCAAAGUCACCCCCUUCCCCAAGACAAACAAAUAAUUCAUGGCUCGCUUGGUUGUGGCCACACCAAAACGUUCAAAAUGAAGAAGAGGAGUAUGUUGAAUAUACAAAGUACCUUGAAUAUUACUAUCAAUUGGGUGACAGUGUUGAUGACUGGGACGUUGAGUGCUAUAAUGAAGUUUUGAAAGACACGGAGUUCAUCAAGUUCUUUGAAGAAAAAGAGGAGAAGAAGCGACAGAACACGUUGAAAAAGUUUGAGACAUGGAAACAAAGCAAAGAGGAUGUUUCCAAGAGCUGCACCUGGAAAAUGUUUAAGUCGGGGAAUUACCAGAACUCGUCUGCUUAUAAGAGAUACUUUAGACUCAAAACAAAAGAGUGUUUCAAUGAGUAUGUUAAGAAGAAGAAAAUUGGAGGAGUUGUUAUGGAGAAUAAAAUGGAUAAAAUCAACUUAGUGAAGAAGGACAGACAACUUGAAGAGAUGAGAGAAGUGAGUGAACGAGAGAAGGCGUUUGGGUAUUUGACGAAAAUAGGAGUUGACAUUUCAGAAGCUACUUUUCGAGAGAUGAAAAGGAUAGUCCACGAAAAAAUACCACGAUUCGACUUUUACAGUCGUGUCAUGAAUCUUUCGAAAUCAGUUGAGGCGUACAAAGAGAAUAUCGACGAGUUGGUUUUAGUGAUAACAAAAUACCAAGAAGCAAAUGUCUUGAAGAGUGAGCAUAUCGAGCAACUCAAACAACUUGAAGUCUUUGCAAAGAGUGGGGUGAAGGAACACGUGACACAAAUAGAGAAGUACAUCAAAGAGAGAAAUGGAGUAGUGAAGACUAUAACCAACCAGAAUGGGAUCAAUGGAGAAUUACUAGCAUUCUUCAAAAUGAGGACUGUAGACUCCAAUUAA
Messenger RNA from Entamoeba invadens IP1, 1008 nucleotides. RefSeq lists its product as hypothetical. The transcript has 3 exons. Bases 1 to 1008 code for a protein of 335 amino acids. NCBI's taxonomy places the organism in Eukaryota, Evosea, Mastigamoebida, Endamoebidae. The record is from RefSeq and is a predicted model, not a curated record.